Messenger RNA from Alternaria conjuncta, 1320 nucleotides. RefSeq lists its product as uncharacterized. The record is from RefSeq and is a predicted model, not a curated record. The transcript is spliced from 3 exons. Lineage: Eukaryota; Fungi; Ascomycota; Dothideomycetes; Pleosporales; Pleosporaceae. Bases 1 to 1320 code for a protein of 439 amino acids.
AUGGCAGGAACACGCUCCUCUGCACGCAGCACCGACGGUGGCUCCAGCCCAGCAAAGGGUAACGAUGUCGCAGCCGGCACCAAACGCAAGCCCGAAGUCGAGCCGUCUCCCAAGCGCGACCGCAAGGCGUCCAAGAAGCAAGCUACUAUCGAGGAGACAAUGGACACCAGCAAGGAGUCUGACAGCGAGAUGAAGGACGCCUCUGAUGGGGGUCAAGACUCCAAAGAUGCAGAGGAGGCCGAGAAGAAGGCCGCUGAAGAUCUCGUUGACGCAAGCGACGCGACGGCAUUGGCCAAUGGCGAUGAUGACAAGCCUUCGACGACUGGCAUGGAGACUACGGACGACCUGGUGGAACAAGACACCGACGCCGCCCCCAAAGCCGAAGAGACUACACAGACAGAGAAGAGCGAAGACAAAUCGGAAAACGCGUCAAAGGAGACUAGCGCAGAUGGCGAAGGCGCGAUCGAGGAGUCCUCCCAGCGCGCAAAGCAAAUGCCGUCCAACAUUCUCGAAAAGGGCGUCAUCUACUUCUUCACCCGCAAUCGCGUCGGUGUUGAGGACUCUGAGAGCGUCGGCGACCUUCAACGCACCUUCUUCGUCCUCCGACCGAUGCCGUCCGGAGCCAAGCUAGGCGACGGUGCCCUCGCCGACGAUAACAACAUCCGACUGUUUGCGCUGCCCAAGAAAGUCUUCCCCAAGUCGCAUAACGAUAAAUUCAUGGCAUUUGUCGAAAAGGCGAACACUUCCAUCAAAGAGCUGAAGGAGAGCUUCUUUGGCGCGGACGAGUACGAGACGAAGACACAAGGCAGCCGACGCACUGAGCCUGUGGCGCCAGUAGCGGAGGGCGUAUAUGCCAUUACGCGCACUGAAGACCGGACGUGCCAUCUCGUGUACUCCACCACCAUACCUUCCGAGCUUGGAGAGGUCCAGGAAGACCUGGGUAUCAAGGACCAGGGCAGCUUCGUCAUGAGCGUCAAGAACCCUGAGCGCAGCGGACCGGCUUCCGCCCAGCUUCCUCAGAAGCCCGACUUUCCCAAGGAGUUCAUCGAAGAGUUCCGCGGACUGGCUUGGGUCGAAGUCAAGCCGAAGUACCUGGACUAUGAGUACUGCCAGAUCCUGCUCAUCGGCGAGAAGAUGGAGAGUGGUGUCGAGCCGACGACCAAGGACCAGAAGCAUGACAAGGAAACUCCACAAGAGGAAAUUGAGAAGCUUGAACACGAGGAUGAGCUGCGCGUCGAGCAUCUUCACGGUGACGACUCUGUCUAUGAUGAUCUCAAGAUUAGCAAGAAGGAAUAUCCGCAGGUCGCGACGACCUGGUAA